Messenger RNA from Helobdella robusta, 3525 nucleotides. RefSeq lists its product as hypothetical. Gene Ontology annotation, biological process: transmembrane transport; potassium ion transport. NCBI's taxonomy places the organism in Eukaryota, Metazoa, Annelida, Clitellata, Rhynchobdellida, Glossiphoniidae. The record is from RefSeq and is a predicted model, not a curated record. Gene Ontology annotation, molecular function: large conductance calcium-activated potassium channel activity. Bases 1 to 3525 code for a protein of 1174 amino acids. Gene Ontology annotation, cellular component: postsynaptic membrane. The transcript has 22 exons.
AUGGGUCCCAAAGACCAGAGUUACAACGCAAACACUAACCACCACGUCUACCCAAACGUGGCCAAUCAGAAAGGAGGCUCUCAAACAAUUUGUUUGCCCGUCUGCAGCACGCCAUCCUCCAAACCAUCUGAUGAUUGUUUGCUCGAUCGACAUUGGUACGCUUUUUUGUGCUCAAGUCUGAUCACAUUUUUUUCUGGACUGCUGUUGGUCUUGCUGUGGAGAAUAUUCAGUUGGUUCGUGUGGCAACGCAAGACCACACUCACGAAUCGAUCCUCCAAAAGUUUAAAAGGAACGCGGAAGGGAUCGGCUGGUUGCGGCUUGAUUGGCGCCGACACAACUCGCCAAAACUUCAACAGUUCGUCCGAAGUGGGAUGGGUGACCGAGGCCAAGGAUUGGGCGGGCGAGUUGAUAUCCGGGCAAACCACCAUCGGAAGGAUAUUGGUCGUUCUGGUUUUUCUCUUGAGUUUCGCCUCUCUCAUCAUCUACUUCAUCGACACAUCCACGGAGGAAGUUGAAUCGUGCGAGAAAUGGGCCAACAGUACAACGCAGCAGGUCGAUCUGGCUUUCAACAUCUUCUUCAUGGUCUACUUCUUCAUCAGGGCUAGUUCUCACUUACUCUUCAUAGCGGCCCCCGAGAAGUUGUGUUUCCUGCUCGAGUUGUAUUCGUUGGUGGACUACUUCACCAUUCCUCCGUCGUUCGUCGCCAUCUAUCUCAACAGAAAUUGGCUUGGUCUGCGCUUCACGAGAGCCCUCCGUUUAAUGUCCAUUCCAGACGUCCUGCAGUAUUUGAACAUCCUCAAGACUUCCAACAACAUUCGUUUGUGUCAGCUAGUCUCCACGCUUGUCAGCGUUUGGUUCACUGGAGCCGGCUUUGUCCAUUUGGUAGAAAAUUCAGGCGACCCAUUUCAAGACUUCAAGUACGUCCGGCCCAAGACCUACUGGGAGUGCGUGUACUUCACGUUAGUCACCAUGUCGACGGUGGGCUACGGCGACGUUUACUGCGAAACAACGUUGGGGAGGUUCUUCAUGAUUUUCUUCAUUCUUGGAGCCUUGGCCAUGUUUGCCAGUUUCAUACCGGAAAUAAUGGAUAUAUUGGGAACAAGGAGUAAGUACGGAGGUGCAUACAAGAAAGAGCACGGAAAAAGGCACAUCGUUCUCUGCGGGCACAUCACCUACGAAUCCGUAUCUAAUUUCAUGUCCGACUUUUUGCACAAAGAUCGUGAGGACGUGGACGUUGAGUUGGUCAUCAUGAACAGAAAAGAGCCUGACCUCGAGCUGGAGGGUCUAUUCAAGCGCCACUUCACUCAAGUUGAAUUUUUUAAAGGUACAGUCAUGGACGCAAACGAUUUGCACAGAGUCAACAUUAAGGAAGCGGAUGCCUGCCUCGUGUUAGCGAACAAAUAUUGUGAGGACCCGGAUGCUGAGGACGCUGCCAACAUUCUUCGUGUCAUCUCCAUCAAGAACUACCACGACGACAUCAAGGUCAUCAUUCAACUUUUGCAGUACCACAACAAGUCGUACCUGUUGAACAUUCCAAGCUGGGAUUGGAAGAGAGGUGACGAUGCCGUCUGCCUGGCCGAGUUGAAGCUGGGCUUCAUCGCUCAGAGCUGUCUGGCGCCUGGCUUCUCGACGCUGCUGGCUAAUUUGUUCACUAUGAGAUCCUACAAAUUGUCUCCAGACAUGCCGCAAUGGCAGAAUGAUUACAUGCGUGGCACAGGGAUGGAGAUGUACACGGAGUACAUGUCGCCAGCCAUGCACGGUAUGACCUUUCCAGAAGCUGCCGAAUUAUGCUUCCUUAAGCUGAAGCUUCUAUUGAUAGCGGUUGAAUCACGUGGAAACAACGACUCACAUGACAGCAACAUCUGCAUCAAUCCAGGCCCAAAUGUCAGAAUCGAUCACAACACUCAAGGCUUCUUUUUCGCCGAGUCGGCAGACGAUGUCAAAAGGGCAUUGUUCUACUGCAAGUCGUGUCACAUUGGAAUUUCUGACAUAAAACUCAUCAAGAAGUGUAGGUGCAAGGCUGGAGAUGAUGACGACGACGAUGACGGUGAUGAUGUUGUUGUUGGUGAUGUUGUUGUUGAUGAUGUUGUUGUUGGGGAUGAAGUUGUUGUUGGUGCUGUUGUUGUUGGUGAUGUUGUUGUUGGUGGUGAUGUUGUUGUUGGAGAUGAUGUUGUUGUUGGAGAUGAUGUUGUUGUUGGUAAUGUUGUUGUUGGUGAUGUUGUUGAGAUAGCGACGAAGGAUCACCAUUUCAUGCACGAAUCGGCCCACCAGCUGCAGACGCAAUCGCUGCAGCACCAUCACCCGCAAUCCAAAUACGAUCGUCUAUUUUACGAACAAGCUGCGGAUCCUAGAAGAUUCGAUUCCACUGGAAUGUUUCACUGGAUACCCGCACAGUCCAUGUCUUCCUGCAUCAUCACACGUGAGCAAGCGGCCAUGACAGUUUUGAGUAAUCACGUGGUCGUCUGCUUGUUUGCUGACGCCCACUCUGCCGUCAUAGGACUGCGAAACUUGAUCAUGCCCCUGAGAGCCAGCAACUUCGACGUCAGCGAGUUGAAACACGUCGUCAUCGUUGGAGAUCGUGAGUACAUAAAGAAAGAGUGGAAGAGCAUCAGUAACUUUCCGUUCAUCAGCAUUCUUGGGGGUUCGCCUCUGAACAGAGCCAACUUGAGGGCAGUGCACAUCAACAUGUGCGACAUGUGCGUCAUCCUGUCAGCCAGGAAUGCCACGGGAGAGGACAGUAACCUGGUCGACAAGGAAGCCAUACUCUGCUCUCUCAACAUCAAAGCCAUGUCCUUCGACGACUCCAUUGGAUGGCUGCAUGCCUACAAUCAGUCUGGUCCCGCUUUUCUGCCAUCGUUAUCAUCACCGACCAUCACGAAGGCAUCAUCAUCGAGACCACCGAAGAAUGGAGUGUCGUCGGGCAAUGACAUUCCAAUGAUUACAGAGCUGGGCAACGAUGCAAACGUACAGUUCCUCGAUCAAGACGACGACGACGACCCAGACACUGAACUCUACAUGACCCAACCUUUCGCUUGUGGUACUGCUUUCGCUGUCAGUGUCCUGGACUCUCUCAUGAGUACCACCUACUUCAACGACAACGCGCUGACCCUGAUUAGAACACUGAUAACUGGCGGAGCGACGCCAGAGUUGGAGCAGAUACUGGCUGAAGGCGUGGGUAUGAGAGGUGGAUAUUCAACAGCAAAAAGUUUGGCUUAUCGAAACAGAUGUCGCGUUGCUCAAAUUGCUCUCUACAGCGGACCAUUCAGCGAAUUCGGGGAGGAGAGGAAGUACGGCGAACUGUUUGCAUACGCGCUGAGAAAUUUUGGUAUUCUGUGCAUCGGGUUGUAUCGGUUUCGCGAUUCCAACAGUUCCAUUAUAAACACUCCAUCUGCAAAGCGAUACGUCAUCACUAAUCCGCCUGAUGACUUCGAUUUGUUAUCUUCUGAUAAAGUUUGUUUCUUUCUUUUGUUUCAUAUAAUUAAGUAUUUUCUCUACAAUUUAAAAUAUACGAAAAUAUGUUUUUGA